Molecule: messenger RNA, 1307 nt
Organism: Sphaeramia orbicularis (orbiculate cardinalfish)
Lineage: Eukaryota; Metazoa; Chordata; Actinopteri; Kurtiformes; Apogonidae
Exons: 8
Coding region: 229-1227 (332 amino acids)
Source: RefSeq, a predicted model, not a curated record
CCUCAGCCUCACACUGACUUGAUGCUGCAUCGGACCGUGAAGGCACCACCCGAGAAGAGCCAACAACAAAUGACUGCCAGGAGGAUUUAACCCGAAGAGGAAGAGGAGGAAGAGGAAGAGGAGGAGGAGGAGGAGGUGGGAUCCAGGACCGGAGCAGCAUCAGGACCACAGACCCCUGAUCUGAUCCACGUCUGUUCCAGAAGCAGAACCAGCCUCCAUCGGACCAGGAUGAGCGGUCUGAGUAAAAGAGAGCGCGAGCAGAAGAGGAAACUGCAACACUUCCUGAAUGACCUGGCUUUACUGGGAUCACUACAGGGUUUUAAAUAUUUUCAGCCUUGGCUUCGAGGAAAAGAAGAACUGCUGCUGACGGUGGUCAACGAAGACCUGGGUUGGCGCUCUCCAGGCUUCCUGGUCUCCAGAGCCUCCUCCUACUCGUCCUCCAGCAGCUGUAACAGCAGUGACGUCUCCCCCAGCAGUAGCUCCCCCAGCCUGGGCAGCCAGCGCAGCUCCCCCCUGCCCGGAGACCCAGACCCCGUCCCAGACCCCGUCCCAGACCCAGGCCCAGACCCAGGCCCAGACCCAGGCCCAGACCCAGGCCCAGACCCGGCCCGACAAGAGCCCCCGAGCCCCAGGAAGAACCAGACCUCCAGCAAGACCCAGCCCCAGCCUCCCAGGCAGUCCAGUACUGAGGACCACCUCCUCCCAGCGUCUCCCAGUGAACGAGAGAUCGCCGUCCCAGAGGUGAACUGUACUCUGUUCCUAUUGGCUGGAUACAUUAAAUAUGGACGUCCCUACGCCUGGAUUCGCUCCAACCACGAGCGUCUGGUCAACAUCGGAGGCACUGAUUCGCUGGUGAAGGACACGCCCAUGAAACUCAAGUCCAUCUCCGACUGGCAAACGCGAGGGAUCCGUGUUUGGGACGUGGUCAGUGAGCUGGUGUGUCUCUGCACCGUCCCCUCGCCGUCCAACCCCUUCGCCCUGGACAUGCGUUACGUUAAAAGUCUUCCCCUCCCAGACCGCUUCCUGGUCACCGGGGCGCUGCUCAACUUCCUGGAGACGUACGUGGUUUACGGAAACCGCGACGAGAUGCACUACGACAAAGUGGUGGAGGAGCUGAAGCCUCUGCGCCGUCUCCAUGUCCGGUCGCUCCUGGAGCUUCAGCGAGGCAGAGAAACGUCCAGACUGACCACGAGUCCAGCUGACCAGGACUCGGCCGGAGAGGAAUGACCACACCCACCUGGACUGGUGCAUUAUGGGAAAAACACAGUGAACAGCCUGUAUUUUAAUGAGUUGUUCAUGUGUUUUAA